AUGUUUGAGUUAAUAAUAUCAACUCUCGAGGAAUUCCAAAUUGAAAAAAAAAUAUUAUCUAUAACACAUUAUGAUGCAGCAAAUGUAAUAGUAGCUGCCGAUUUGUUAGUUGAUUAUUUCAAAAAUAAUGGUAACGUCAAUGCGAAUAAUAACAGGUGCUUAGCUCACAUCAUUAAUAUAAUCGUUCAAAAUAUUGAUGCCAUCAUUAAUAUAAGUAAGAGAUGUUUACCCAAUAAAGAUCAUUUGAGCCAAGAGGAAGCAAAGAAUGCGUACAUUAUACCAAAUCUAGCUACAGAAGAAAUUGAAGAAUAUCAAGCAGAUCCGGUAGCUCAAACGUCUGUUGAUAUGGUGGAUUGGUGGUCUAGAAACUCGAAACGUUUUCCAAAGCUCUCGACAAUGGCCAAAGAUUACUUAUCCCAACAAUCUACGUCCGUAGCCAGCGAACCUUUUGGCUUCAUUCUCAAUGCAACUAAUCAAACAUCAUAUCUUAUACUAGCUAAUCGAAAAGAUAUCAGAAUUGUAUCCUUAAAAUUUCCCUAUAAAUCAUCUAUACUGAUUGGCGGUUUAGAUGAUAUGGUGGCAUUAGAUUUUCAUUUUGAGGAUCAGUUUAUAUUUUGGACUGAUGUUAGUCAAGGUGUAAUAUAUAAGGCAAAGUUUAAACACUUUUAUUUAUCAUUACAAAAAGAUCACUUUACUUAUACAAAUUAUUCUCAUAUUGCUUAUUUUGAUAAAAAUGAUGAUAUUCGAUCUCCAAAUAUUAAUAGCAUUUUAAAAAACAAUCACAAGAUUUCAACGAUUAGUGGGACAGCUUUAAAUCAAAUUAAUUUAAGUCUUGAUCUAAACAAAAAAAUUAUUGUAAACAAUAAUGUCAAAGUUUUGAACUGGUCAAAAUCUCAAAAAUUUAUAAAUCAUUACAAUAGCAAUACAUUUGAAAUAAGUAAAGUGGUAUAUCUAGGCGUUAAAUCCCCUGAAGGUUUAGCUUGCGAUUGGACAAGAAGAAAACUUUACUGGACGGAUGCAACUAUGAAUCGCAUUGAAGUAUCAGAUUUUGAUGGAAAAAUGCGAAAAAUUUUAUACUGGAAGAACCUUGAGCAACCAUUGGCAUUAACUUUGGAUCCUUACCAAGGCCACCUCUUCUGGGCGAUUUGGGGCGAGACUCCAAGCAUAGAGAGAGGUGGGAUGGAUGGAUCUGAUUUGUCUCGAACCAUCCUAGUUUCUAGUCAAAUGUAUUACCCCAGAGGACUUGCUUUGGAUGGAUUCCCAGCAACUCGCCUUUAUUGGCUGGACAGUAAAUUGAGCUACAUAGCCAGCGUGAAAUUGGAUGGUACUGAUCGCAGAUACUUACUUCAGGGUGGGGCAGAUCUGCCAUACCCCUAUGCUCUAUCGAUUUCGGCCGGCAAGCUGUACUGGACUGAUUGGAAUACACGGAGCAUACAUGCCUGUGAUAAAAUCAGUGGUAGAGAUAGGAUUACCUUGGUCGAUGGUCUCUACUCCCCAACCGAUUUGCAUGUUUUCGAGCGUGCCUCGCAGCCAUAUUGUCCUAACACGUGCGGUCAAGAUAAUGGGAAAUGUUCUCAUCUAUGUCUAAUGUCCCCCUUUGAUCCAUUUUAUUCUUGCGCUUGUCCUACUGGUGUCAAACUCUUGGAAGAUAAUCGCACAUGUUAUAAAGGCUUAGAACGUAUGAUUUUAUUGGCCCGACGCACGGACAUUAGGAUUAUCUCACUGGAUACCUUAGACCACAACGACGUCAUAGUACCCAUCCAAGCUGGUUCUCCCAUAAAAAAUGCCAUCUCUAUCGACUACGACCCCAUAACUCAUAGAGUUUUUUGGUCCGAUACUACUGUCAAAGCUAUUAGAGGAGCGAACUUAGAUGGGACAGACCACGAAAUCUUAACCGAGGAGGAUAUUAUAAGUCCCGAUGGCAUAGCCCUCGAUUGGAUCGGCCGGAAUUUGUAUUGGACGGAUGCUGGAAUGGAUAAAAUACAAGCUUGUAAGCUCGAUUUUUAUAACAUAAGGACUCGCCAAAACCUUGAUAAACAUGCCAGUUUUAGGAUUACUUUGAUAAACAAAGAGCUGGACCAGCCCAGAGGAAUAGCGCUGGAUCCAUUUAAUGGUUACAUGUAUUGGACGGAUUGGGGCAAUAUGCCUAAGCUGGAGAGUGCACACAUGGAUGGAACCAACCGUAAAAUCUUAUUAAGUGGUGGCGAUAUGGGUUGGCCCAAUGGUAUCGUCGUGGAUUACAGAACUGAUUACAUGGCAGGCAAAGGACUGCUAUUCGAUAAGAACCCUAGAAUAUUCUGGAAUGAUGCUAUGAAAGAUAUGAUAGAAAGUAUGCGAGCCGAUGGAACCGAGAGGACCAUGAUUGUUUCUCAACAAAUUCCUCAUAAUUUUGGACUAAGUUUAAUAGGCAAUGAAUUGUAUUGGACCGAUUGGCAAAGGCGUUUGAUAGAAAGUUGUGAUAAAAGAGAUGGCAGUAAAAGAAAAGUCAUUAUUAGGGAACUGGCCGAUUUGAUGGGACUUAAAGCCAUUGACACUCUCAAUGGUUUUACAGGCAACAACCCCUGCUCGAUCAACAACAGUGGUUGCAGCCACUUUUGCUUUCCCGUUCCUGAAAAAACAAUUUUCACCCAUGAACGCUUUACAAAUAAUGACAAUGAUAAUAACACUGCUAACUUUGGUUCCAAUAAUUUUAACUAUCGUCCCACUGCUAAAACCGCUAUGAUCGGGCCCGCUACUCAAGAAUUUAUUUGCGCCUGCCCUGGUGAAUACGAACUUUUACAGGAUGGACUCGAAUGUGCACGUUCUGAUACUUUUUUUUUACUAUUUUCCCGGGAACGCAACGUUUUUCGUGUCACACCUAACGUCUUAACCCCUAAAUUAUUUGCCUUUUCUCCACAUCGACCAUUAUCCACUUUGACGAAUAAAAACUACUCAAGAUUGCAUAACCAAGAAAAAAGUUCAGAAAAAAAGUUGUUUAUAUCGGAAUCUAUGAUUAAACAAGCCAGUGCUUUGGAGAUAGAUGUUCGCUUGGGAAUCAUAUAUUGGACCGAUAUAGAUGCUAAAUCUAUAAGUAAAGCGUACCUCAAUGGUUCCCACUACACUCUCCUCAUAACAAACGGCCUUGAAUUACCCUCCAGUUUGUGUUUGAAUUGGCUCUCUGGACAUAUAUAUUGGUCCGACAUGGGAACCAAUCGCAUCGAAAUGGCUUCUUCUUAUAAUGGUGCAUACAGGAAGGUUAUUGUUUGGAAGAAUUUGAUAAAUCCCAGAAGCUUAGCCAUUGAUCCUGAAAAUGGGCGUAUCUACUGGAGCUCUUGGGGCCCGGAACCCAAAAUCGAAACGUCGUUUUUAGAUGGAAGCCAUAGAGUAGUUUUGAUAAAAGGUUAUUCUACGAGUUUCCACGCUCCCUUUCACGAAUUCAAAUAUCCCAAUAAUAUGUCUAAUCAACAUCCGACCAUUGCCUAUGGUUAUAUGUCAAGUAGAGCUAACGCUUUAACUAUUGAUUACCGGCCCCAAGGUUUCAACACGCUGUAUUGGGUCGACGUCGAUAAUAGAGCUAUAUUAAGCACCACUUUGCCCAAGAUUAUCUUGGAUUAUCCUUUUAAAACUGAUAAUAUGAGAGUUAAAAUAGUUUUCAAUGGGUCCAUCAAUGAUACUUACCCUUUUGGGCUAGCACUCCAUGCGGUCUCCACCAACCGAUUGACCUCAAAUAAUGAGAGUGAGACGGCGUUAUAUUGGUCUGACUGGAAGUCUAGGUCUAUUCAUAGUAUGACUAUGUUUCGUAAUAAUCAAAAUUAUGACAUUAUUCGCAAGAAGGAGCACACUUUUUUCGAGGGACUUGAUUACGUUGUGGAUUUAAAAGUGUUUCACUCCUCCAGACAACUGACUUCUAAAAAGAAUCCCUGUUCUAUUUUGAAACACAAAACGCCUUGUCACCAUAUAUGCAUAAUGUUACCACCGUCUGUUAUAAACUCGGAUUCAUUCGAUUAUAAAUGCACAUGUUCAACCCAUUAUAAAUUGGACCCACGAGACAAUUCGACUUGUUUACCACCCGACACUUUUCUGCUCCUUACCCAUCGAUCCUGGAUAUCUAGGAUAGUUUUGGAACCUAAUGAACCCCUAGAUAUGAUUUUGCCCACCAAUAAUAUUCUCAAUGAUGAAUUCCACAAGAAACUAAAUACCGAAGAGGAAAACAUAAAUUCGAUAGCUUACGAUUUGAGAGAUAGCAAGGUUUUGUGGGUUCAAGCUCGAAGCAUUUGGAGGAAAAAGGACAACUUUUUGGGGGAAACCGAGAUGCUACUUCCAAUAUCAGGAUUCGUAAACGUGUCAUCAAUGGUCCGCCAUAGCGCCACCCAAAUGAACUCAGUCGAUACUCCUAUAUAUUCUCCUAGGGAUAUAGUUAUAAAUUCGGUUACCCGCCAGUUUUUUUGGUCUUGCUUAGUUACCCAUUCUAUCAUGGCGUCUUGGCUUGAUGACGGUUCAUUGAUAGGAGCCAUUUUGUCUGGUCCAGAUAUUUUCCCAAUGGCGUUGACUAUAGAUUCACAAUCAAGCCAUAUAUUCUGGAUAAAUUCCCCGAAUUAUCAUUCUCACUCUCAUCACCCCAUGACUAUCGAGAGGGCAGUUUCCGAUGGCACUCGACGCACAACUAUUGUUAUUGCUGGACGCUCGGCCCAAUUUGAGGCAUUGCAUUAUGACUCAAUCACAGAUAAACUUUAUUGGUCCGACCCGAGACGUCUCCGCCUUGAGUCAAGUGAUUCAUUUGGUGGAAACCGUCAAGUUCUCGUAGGGGACUCUGCUCCGCGUGGAAUCGCCACAACUUUAAACGGUCAAUUAUUUUGUCUCGAACAAAAUCCGCCUCGCAUAGAGCGGAGAACUCAAGAUAACGCACGCGUCAAAAUGUUUAGUGAGUCUUUGUUCGGGGUUACCGCCCUUCAUGAUUCUACGCGAAUCUUGGCUUUAGAUGGGAGCCCUAUUGCACUAGCCCAGCUGAAAUCGGUAAUUCUCAAACAUCCAUGUUCUUACGUAAAUUACAAUGGAAAUUGUUCGGACUUAUGCACCGCUACGCAUGAUUUUAGUCAUUCAACUCUCAUUUCUUCCGCUCAUUGCAGCUGCCCGCUUCGCAAAGUUUUUCGACUCACUAAUGAUACGGCUGCAAGCAAUAUGCCUCGGCGUGUUUGCGAACCAGAACCUGCGUCAUGCCCGCUAGAUGAGUGGCGUUGCCUCGCGGGACGUGUUGAUUGCGUUCCUCGAUCCUGGAUUUGCGAUGGCACCCCUGAUUGCCGUGACGCGUCGGAUGAAGUCAACUGUAUUAACAUACGCAAUGGAAAAUCAUACUCCUUUGCUUUCACAUCUGCCUUUGAUUGUUCCUUGUAUGGUGGCUUGAAGAGUGACCUAUUUAAAUGCUUGAUGCGUGGAAAUCGUGUUGGUGAAGCAAAUUUAUGCGUCAAAGUACGGGCUCGAUGCGAUAACAUAGCUGACUGCCCCGACGCAAGUGAUGAGGCAAAUUGCGGAAACAAGGGUGACUUUUCACUCUUUAUAAGAGAUAGGAAGGGAAGUUCAAAGGAAAGGGCAGAAAAACGACCCACACAUGAUAAUACAUCAUCAUCCAAAAGGCCUCCUUCCUCGGCUCAGAGCGAAAAACGUUACGCCAUUAGCUUUAUAGGCGCCCUGAGCUUGCUUCUUCUUUUCGCCAUGAUUUAUGCUUCACUUAAACACAAAUGCGCUGAUCGGGAUAAUUUAACUUAUCCCCACAUGCCUGAUAUAUUCAAUCACGCUAAGACUACUAGAAAUCAAACCGGCGGGAUUGCUAACAAUACUCUGGAGACCACUUUAGAUCACAUAAACAAUCAAAAUAACAAUAAUAAUCCCGAAAAUCAUUCUUUAUUAGGCAGUUUAAGUCAAAAUUUGAUGAGAAGGGUGUCUCAUUACGAUAGCCAUUAUAGCGCCCCCAAAAUUAUAUCUGGUUAUAACGAUGAUGGCCUGGACAACACCCGACCUAUUGGCAGUGUUAACACUUUUUUUUACGACGAUACAAAACAAAAUGGACACUAUUUAACAUCCUUUUCCGACGAGGAUAAUACUAAUUUUUCUCCCCUGAUUCCUUCCUUGAUCAACGCCGGAGCGCCAUCUAUAAAUGGGACAUUUAUACCCCCACCUCCACCCCCGUCAAUUUUAUCGAUCUCUAUUUCGAAGCCAAAAUCUGAUAAUAGUCUUAUUAACCACUACAAAACGAUUCCUCUCAACUACCAUAGGGACAUUAAGGAUCCUGGCGGAAAAGGCGUUAAUCGCUUCCGAGCUGUCACACAACGUAAGCGGGCUGAACAAAAAUUGAACCGGGAUUUGACCUCAUCUUCGUCCAUUACGAACCAAUCGAAUAACUCCUUGUUUUUCAAAAAAUAUUUUAUGUUCCCUCGACGAAAAUUUAGUUCAAAUCAUAAAAUUGGCCGAGGUUUAAUGCAUUUUUCGGGUAAUAACUGUAGCAAUAACGCGCAAGGUAAAGAUAUCAAAAAUGGAGGUGGUAUGAGGUUAAAAAGCAAAAAACUAUCUAACAAGAAAGCUAUUACACUUAAAGACCACCCCUCCCAAAAUCGUCACUUUCAGUUAGAAGACACUUUGGAUCCGAGACUAUUUUUAAUACACUCCGAGGUGGGCAAACCACAUCAUAAUAGCUUAGAAUGCUUAGUUUCCAUACCCGAUAGCGAUAAUCUGUUGCCGCCCUCCAAAGAAAAAUGUUUGAAUAGAAUCGAAGACAACUGUUUACCGCCAGCGCCGGCUAAUUCUUGUGUCGAUGAAUUCUUGAUUUAUAAUUUUAACCAUCAUCUUGACAACGAUAUACCUCUCUUGCUGCGUGAAGAAAAUAUCGAACUUUCUUUGAACAAUCAUAGUCAUUACAUUUCGAACCAAUAUCCUACCUCUCACACACCUCCAGCUCCUCCUUCUUCUUUCUGUUCCUAUACUCACGGUACCAAAAAAGUUUGAUUAAAUUUAUCCUUUAGUUUAUAGGACAGCAGAUAUAUGCCCUUGGUUGUUCCUUUUUUACAAAUUAAAUUGUUAACUUGAGUUAAAAAUAAUUUGUUUCCCAGAUAUUUAAAAUGAAACUAUAUCAAAAUAGAUUUGAUAUUAUAAUUAUAUUAUUUAUGCAAUACAUUUUUUUUGAUAUUAUUGUAUGAUAUUCACUCAUAUAUGAAAAUAACGUUGCCCACUUUUGACAUCAAACUUAAUAUAAUGAAAACAAGUAUUUUUGAUUUUUUAAAAAUAUAUUUGUAUUUAUUAUCUUGAGAACUUCCAUGAUAACAAUGAAAUUUUAUAGUUAUUUUUUUAAAAUUGCACUUUAAAUUUAGCAUAAAUUAGAACUUGCACUGUUUUGUUGAUAAUAUUUAUAUUGUA
Messenger RNA from Gordionus sp. m RMFG-2023, 7383 nucleotides. RefSeq names its product low-density lipoprotein receptor-related protein 6-like. The coding region runs from base 1 to 6975 and encodes 2324 amino acids. Gene Ontology annotation, molecular function: protein dimerization activity; Wnt-protein binding; Wnt receptor activity. The transcript has 28 exons. NCBI's taxonomy places the organism in Eukaryota, Metazoa, Nematomorpha, Gordioida, Chordodea, Parachordodidae. Gene Ontology annotation, biological process: canonical Wnt signaling pathway. The record is from RefSeq and is a predicted model, not a curated record.